Messenger RNA from Lasiodiplodia theobromae, 1440 nucleotides. RefSeq names its product Siderophore biosynthesis acetylase AceI. The transcript has 2 exons. Bases 1 to 1440 code for a protein of 479 amino acids. Gene Ontology annotation, biological process: siderophore biosynthetic process. NCBI's taxonomy places the organism in Eukaryota, Fungi, Ascomycota, Dothideomycetes, Botryosphaeriales, Botryosphaeriaceae. The record is from RefSeq and is a predicted model, not a curated record.
AUGGCAGAAUCACCAGCCGCCAACUUCGUCAUCAAGCUCCCCCAUCCCUUCCUCACCGCCUACCAGGUCCAGGUUGUCCCCGGCUCGACACCCCGCGCACUAAGGCUGGUCAAGUCGGCAACCCAAAAACCGGGCAAGCCCCUCCCCGAGCCCCUCCACUCCACCCACCUCACCUUCGACGACCUAUGGCACGAGCCUCGCGACCAGCUGCCCGCCGACAGCGACAACAGCCCGUGGGCGCGGGCACGCCGCAGCGCCGUCACCGCCUUCCGCUGGGAGUCCCCCUCCACCACCAUCACCACCACCACCUCCUCCUCCUCCCUCGCCGAUGACGCCGACGCACUAUCACCACGACCACCUCCGGCAGCGGCGGCAGUGGCAGUAGCAGCACCGACCCUCGCCCAACUCUGGAACGCCAUCCACGCCCUCUUCGUCAUCUACCCGUCUCAAGAACAACUCCGCGCCACGCUCCUCGGCCCCGACAGCUCCGUCCUGCGCGCCGAACUCCUCCGCACCGGCCUCGCGCUGCCACACCCACGCCCCUGGACCGCCGCCGGCAACGAAGACGCGUCUACCCCUCCGUCCUCCGAGCUGAUCCUGCGCCGCGCCGCCUUCUGGCAGGGCGCGGGCAGCCCGCUCGGACCGCGGCCGAUAUGGGCUGUCGGCGACGGGACGGACGGUGCGGCGGUGCGGAAGGGCGCCAGCGCGUAUCCGCCGACGCCGCAGGACUACGAGUUCUCGAUGAAGUUCCCGCGGGAGCGGGUGUACAGCCGGCAUCCGGUGCGGCCCGCGAAGCCGGCGCCGGGGUCGGUGGUGUAUAGUCGGUACAUUCCGCAUCUGGAUGAGCACUUCUCGCUCGUUGUGGUGGAUUGGCGGGACGCAGGGCAUCUGGGGUUGUUUAAUAAGUGGCAGAAUGAUCCGAGGGUGGCGAAGGGGUGGAAUGAGACGGGGACGGUGGACGAGCAUCGGGAGUACCUGCGGAGGCUGCAUGAGGAUAAGCAUGUGCUGUGUUUGUUUGGGAGGUUCGACGAUACGCCGUUUUCGUAUUUUGAGGUGUAUUGGGCCAAGGAGGAUCAUUACGGCGCGCAUUACGACGCUGGCGAUUACGAUAGAGGACGGCACUCGCUAGUGGGCGAUGCGACCUUCCGCGGCUCGCAUAGGGUGAAUGCGUGGUGGUCCGGCGUCAUCCACUAUAUUUUCCUGGAUGAGCCGCGGACGCCGUGCGUUGUGGGUGAGCCCAAAGCUACCAACGGAACCGUCCUCUCAUACGAGAACGCACAUGGCUUAAGCAUUCUGAAAUACGUUGACCUCGGUCACAAGAGGUCAGUGCACGUUUACUGCAGCAGGGAAAAGUGGUUCCAGCUCUGCCCACUCUUCUGGGAUGGGCAGGACAAGCCUUUGCCAAGUGCCGAUCGUGCCGCUUGGAACGCGAAGCUUUGA